ACGAGUCUAACGCGGGCUCUGUCGACUGUCACAUUUAUAAUUUUAGGUUAUGUUUAUUUUUAAAGCACGAAGUGUUAAUUGAUAUUAUACUUAGCUUGUUAAGUUUCAUUUAGCAAUUGAAACAGUAAGAAAUAAAAAGAACAAAUAUGGGUGGUAAGAAAAAAAAGCAAAACAAAAAAAAACAAAUUGCACAGGAAGUUGAAAAUAUUACCCAAAUUAAUACUGAAGGGGAACCUAAUGCAAACGAUCAAGAAAAUGAUAACGAAGAUGAGUUAGAAGACGAAAGAGGUACUAAAAGACGGUUCAUCGAUGAUGAUGAUGAUGAUGAUGACAACAAGCCAAAAAAAUCAAAAAAGAAAAAGAAGCAACCAGCUCCUACAGAAUCUACUGAAAAAAAAGGUAAGAAAUCAAUACGUCAAAUGAAGAAAGAAAAACAUGCGCAAAGGCAGGCGGAAGCCCAAUCUGCUGCUAAAGAUCAAUUAAAAUCACAAUGUAUCACUUACCUAUCACAGUGGAAACAUGACAGGGAGAAUUGGAAGUUCAUGAAAGCCAAACAAGUAUGGCUGUACAAAAACAAGUUUUCUUCACAACUUCUCCCAGAUGAAUCCUGGCCAGUUUUAUUGGAGUAUUUUGAAUCAGCUAAAGGCAAUAUAAGAAACAUGCUUCUGACAGAUGCACACAAGAUUAUUAAAGAAAUGGAUGAUUGGACUGCAUCACAAGACAAAGACGGCGACAACGCGGGAGACACUGAUCAAACACCUGAAGUCCGUAAACCUGAUCCUUCAGUGUAUAAUAGAGCAAGAAGUUUAAUACAAUGCUUAGAAGAAUAAAA
Danaus plexippus (monarch butterfly) is the source of this 832-nucleotide messenger RNA. RefSeq lists its product as uncharacterized. Lineage: Eukaryota; Metazoa; Arthropoda; Insecta; Lepidoptera; Nymphalidae. The record is from RefSeq and is a predicted model, not a curated record. The coding region runs from base 147 to 830 and encodes 227 amino acids. The transcript has a single exon.